Molecule: messenger RNA, 545 nt
Organism: Notothenia coriiceps (black rockcod)
Lineage: Eukaryota; Metazoa; Chordata; Actinopteri; Perciformes; Nototheniidae
Gene: mblac1
Product: metallo-beta-lactamase domain containing 1
Exons: 1
Source: RefSeq, a predicted model, not a curated record
CAGGUGGCGGUAUGCAGCUGUGAUGAUGCUUGCACUGACAAGCUUCUCCCUGUCAUGAACACACCAUGGCGAGGGGCCGGGUAACAGGCAAUCACAACUUUUACAUAUUAAAGUAGUCAGCGGUCAGUUUCAAACACCAUGUUCCAAACUGUCCCCCUGUCCGAGUCUCAGACGCAUUUCUCUGGUCAGCCGUACUCCGUGUCCGUCCUUAAAGUCGGCUACUGUCUCCCUCAGCCUGAUGGGACGUUCAGGGCCGACGGGACUAUCACCCUCAUAACGGGACCCAAGACUGUUCUAGUGGACACCGGGGGUCCAUGGGACCGGGACUUUCUCCUGACCACACUGAAGGAGAAGGGUCUGGAACCGGGGGACAUUGACGUGGUCGUGGGGACGCAUGGACACUCAGACCACGUGGGAAACCUCAGCGUUUUCCCGGCAGCAGUAAUGAUAGUAGGCUAUGACGUCAGUGAUGGAGACACGUACCGCCCCAACCAGCUAGCAGAGGGACAGGGGUACGCUAUUGAUGAGCAGGUACGUUACUUAAG